Diprion similis is the source of this 1289-nucleotide messenger RNA. Its product is annotated as leucine-rich repeat-containing protein 15-like. The record is from RefSeq and is a predicted model, not a curated record. Gene Ontology annotation, cellular component: extracellular matrix. Gene Ontology annotation, molecular function: protein binding. NCBI's taxonomy places the organism in Eukaryota, Metazoa, Arthropoda, Insecta, Hymenoptera, Diprionidae. Bases 16 to 1026 code for a protein of 336 amino acids. The transcript has a single exon.
AGCGUUUGUGGCGUCAUGUCACCGCUGAUAAUACUCUGCAUUUUGUGGUUGACAGUAGUAGUCAGUGGUUUUACGGAUAGUACGGAAUGCCAGAUUUACAACAACCUUCACGUAUGCACGGAUGGCACUAAGCUCCGUAGCGUCUCCUUCGUGGAUGUCAGGGCCGUUCAGACGAUAGACGAUAUUGAGUUGCAUUUGGAGAAUCUUGGUAUCACGGAAAUAUCGAAUAACGCUUUUGCAGAUGUCAGAAAUGCCUCGUCUCUCUACCUCAAGGAAAACAAAAUAUCAAAAAUUUCGAAAAAUUUUUGUCAAUUCAUGGACCAACUGACUUAUCUGGACCUAUGCAAUAACACCAUCAGUGAAAUAGAAGACGGCAGUUUUGCCAGGCUGACUAGCUUGGAAACUUUGCUGCUGGACUACAACAGUCUGACAACUUUUGAUCACAACACAUGGAAGGGCCUAUCGCAUCUGCACGAGCUUUAUCUGACCAAUAAUAGCAUCGUACUGAAAAAGAACAUGUUCAAAGGACUGAGGCACCUGGAGACUUUGGCACUUGACGCAAAUGGAAUAACCAAAAUCCCCGUUGGAACCCUCAACGGUCUACCAAACCUGGAUCUACUUUAUCUAUCUCGAAAUUUGGUAUCUAGCAUAAAUGCUGAGAUAUUUCGCAACCUCGGUGAAGUGAAUGAACUCGAUCUGGGCAGAAAUCACAUCUCUACAAUCCCCGAUGGAGUCUUCAGACACCUCCGAAAUCUCGAGUCGCUAUGGCUCAAUGGAAACCAUUUGACGACUCUUCAGACGGGUGCUUUUGAUGGCUUGGAAAACCUUUCGUCUCUUUUCCUCAACGGCAACGAUUUUCGCAGUGUCGAACUUACCACUUUCACGCGAAUGAAAAACGUUACCAUUGAACCCGGAUUCCGAGUAAACGGUUCAGUCGUCAGGAAAUUCAACACACUUCAGGGCCGAUUCAAAUGCACCAAUCGUGAUUACCAGGAACCAUAUGACUGCGAGAAAAUUAUUGAUUAGACACUGAAUCACCUUCAUCUGCCAGUAUCUUCUCAUCCAUUAUUCUUUUUAGAAAGGUACAACAAGAGUACAAUAGGUAUAUUGAAGGAUGGCUUUUUUUUUCUCAUUUUUCCACACGAUCAAUGUGAAAGUAUGUGAUUAGCGUCUUAUUUCUUUGGUUAGAUUUGAAUAUCGAAACUCAUCCGAUAAUCUUAUUGAGCAUUUGAAAACUCGACUGAAUACUGUUUUCUAUCUUAUAUUAUGGGUUUGGAAUUUUAGCUGUA